UGAACUGUUUGAACAAGGACUGUAAGAGUUGCUUUGUGAUCAGUGAGCUGAGAGCCUUUACCAUGUAAAAUGCAGGGGAGGAGCCUUUAGCUUCAGAUUGUGCUGAAAUUUUUUUUGUUUGUUAUACAUAUGAAAGACUCCGGAUACACAAUGCAGAGAGGCUGGAACAGAACUGGCUCUGCACAGUCCAGAGAAAAGAGAUAAAGGUGUCAAUCAGACUGAGACAGGACAGUCUUCUGCAUCUGCAAAGGCGAGCUUGGAAUUCCAGAGAGGAGACUCUGCAUGGAUUCUGUAGGAACCUGGGAAUAUCCUCUAAAUGGCAGGGGAAAGCUCCUGAUUCCCUGAAGAUUAUUUUUAUCACUGGAACUGAAUCUUUUGUGCCAAUAUGACAUUUUCCAUUUUCCAGUCUAACAACUGAAAUAACAGGCUGCGUGGCUUGGAAUGGACAUUCCGAAGGGGCAGCUUUGAGAGGCUACAAUGGCUCUGGCAUCUCCAAAGGCCAUGCUGGGGGACCUGCUGCAACCAGAAGAGCCACCACUUGAUAAUGAAAACUGUCACCAUUUCCUGUCUGCAAACAUCAUCGCAGUAGUGGAAAGAUGUAUGAGCUCUAUGCAAGCUGGUACCCAGAUGAUCAAACUCCGGGGCAGUUCCAAAGGACUAGUCCGGUUCUAUUACCUUGAUGAGCACAAGUCGUGUAUUCGCUGGAGACCAUCGCGAAAGAAUGAGAAAGCCAAAAUCUCCAUUGACUCCAUGCAGGAGGUGUGUGAGGGGAAGCAGUCGGAGAUCUUCCAGCGCUACGCCGAUGGCAGCUUCGACCCCAACUGCUGCUUCAGCAUCUACUAUGGAGACCACAUGGAGUCUCUCGACCUGGUGUCCUCCAGCGGGGAGGAGGCGCGCACCUGGAUCACGGGGCUCAAGUACCUGAUGGCAGGGAUCAGCGAUGAAGACAGCCUGUCAAAACGGCAGAGGACCAGAGACCAGUGGUUGAAGCAAACCUUUGAUGAGGCCGAUAAGAAUGGUGAUGGCAGUUUGAGUAUUAACGAGGUGCUCCAGCUGAUGCACAAACUGAAUGUGAACCUCCCCCGACAGAAAGUCAAGCAAAUGUUUAAGGAGGCUGAUACGGACGAUAACCAGGGCACGCUGGGCUUCGAUGAGUUCUGCGCCUUCUACAAGAUGAUGUCAACGCGGCGUGAUCUGUACCUGCUCAUGCUCACCUACAGCAACCACAAGGACUAUCUGGAUGCGGAUGACCUGAAGCGCUUCCUUGAGAUUGAGCAAAAGAUGACCAGUGUGACCAAGGAGUACUGCCUGGAAAUUAUCAAUCAGUUUGAACCGUGUUUGGAGAACAAGAAGCAGGGGGCUCUGGGAAUAGACGGCUUCACCAAUUACACACGGAGCCCAUCGGGGGACAUCUUCAAUCCAGAACACUACCAGGUGAACCAGGACAUGACCCAGCCUUUGAGCCACUACUUCAUCACCUCUUCCCAUAACACCUACCUCAUGGGGGAUCAGCUGAUGUCUCAGUCUAGGGUGGACAUGUACGCCUGGGUGCUGCAGUCUGGCUGCCGCUGCGUGGAAGUUGACUGCUGGGACGGGCCAGACGGCGAGCCAAUUGUCCACCAUGGAUACACCCUCACCUCCAAGAUACUCUUCAAAGAUGUGAUUGAAACCAUCAACAAAUAUGCCUUCAUCAGGAAUGAGUAUCCUGUUGUUUUAUCCAUUGAGAACCACUGCAGCGUUCUUCAGCAGAAGAAGAUGGCUCAGUAUCUGAUCGAAAUCCUAGGGGACAAGCUGGACCUGUCUUCAGUGCGCAAUGAGGAUUCCACCAAACUGCCUUCCCCAGAAAGUCUUAAAGGAAAGAUAUUAGUGAAGGGCAAGAAACUUCCAGCCACCAUCAGUGAUGAUGCAGAGGAAGGGGAAGUGUCUGAUGAGGACAGUGCUGAUGAGAUUGAUGAUGACUGCAAACUAAUGAAUGGAGAUGCUUCUACCAAUCGGAAGCGAGUAGAGAAUAUAGCAAAGAAGAAACUUGACUCGCUGAUAAAGGAAUCCAAAAUCCGUGAUUGUGAAGAUCCAAACAAUUUUACAGUCACCACUCUGCCACCAUCUGGGAAACUCAGCCAAAAGUCGGACAUCAAGAAGAACAAACUUGAGGAUGAAGUGGAAUCUGGGGAAGACUCAAGCACCAACAAACGGUACAGCCGAUCACUGAUGGGCAGCUUUUCCAAACGCAAGAAAAAAGGAAGCAAAUUGAAAAAGGCAUCCAGCCUGGAAGAAGGUGAAGAUGACCUAGACUAUCAAGGAAACUUAGCCAGGGGCGCAAUGCAUUAUAGCAGGAUGAGCAGACAGAAGAAAACAAUGAAGCUUUCCCGGGCUCUCUCUGACCUGGUGAAGUAUACAAAGUCUGUUGGGAUCCAUGAUGUUGAAACUGAAAUCUCUUCCAGUUGGCAGGUCUCAUCUUUCAGCGAGACAAAGGCCCACCAGAUACUCCAGCAAAAGCCAGCACAAUAUCUACGUUUCAACCAACACCAGUUGUCCCGCAUCUACCCGUCUUCCUAUCGUGUAGAUUCCAGCAAUUACAAUCCCCAGCCCUUCUGGAACGCUGGCUGCCAGAUGGUUGCAUUAAACUAUCAGUCAGAGGGGAGAAUGCUGCAGCUGAACCGGGCCAAGUUCAAUGCCAAUGGGAAUUGUGGCUAUAUCCUCAAACCGAAGUGCAUGUGUCAAGGUGUCUUUAACCCAAAUUCUGAAGACCCGCUCCCCAAUCAGUUGAAGAAGCAGCUGGUGUUGAGGAUAAUCAGCGGGCAACAGCUACCGAAGCCCCGGGACUCCAUGCUGGGAGACAGAGGAGAGAUUAUAGAUCCAUUUGUAGAGGUAGAGAUCAUAGGGUUACCAGUGGACUGCUACAAAGAGCAAACUAGAGUAGUUGAUGAUAAUGGUUUCAAUCCAAUGUGGGAGGAGACUCUGGUGUUCACAGUGCACAUGCCAGAGAUUGCACUGGUUCGCUUUCUGGUGUGGGAUCAUGAUCCAAUUGGGCGGGAUUUCAUUGGCCAGAGGACGAUAGCUUUUGCCAGCAUGAUGCCAGGCUAUCGGCAUGUGUACCUGGAAGGCAUAGAAGAAGCGUCCAUCUUCGUUCAUGUAGCUAUUAAUGACAUCUGUGGUAAGGUCAAGCAAGCUCUGGGCUUAAAAGGUCUAUUUCUCAGAAAUCCAAAACAGGCCUCGCUAGACAGUCAUGCUGCUGGUCAGCUCCAUCGCAAACACUCCUUUAGCAGCCACAUCUUACGGCGGACGGCCAGCGCCCCUACCAAGAGUCAGAAGAAGAAGAAGAAAGGCUUUCCUGAGAUUGUUAUCGACGCCAGAGACAACAGCUCUGAAGGGGCCAGUGAAGACCGCGAACUGGAAGAUUCUUCACAGCCUCGCUUUGACAAAGAGCCGGAAAGCUCCUCUCCAUCGCUGGCUCCCAGAGAGGGGGCCAAUGGAGAGGUACAUGGCAAAGAGUUGAAAGGUAAGGCUCAUAGUUCUGGGAAAGGUAAACACCAAACUCGUACUCAUGGGGGUGCAACUUUCAGUGAGCCCACACGGAGGUCCAACAGGGUCCGUCUUCAGGAGCACCAGCAGGAGAAACAGAGUGUCUUUGCACGUUGCGCCAUCAAUGGCUCUGGUAGGAUCGGAGUGGCAACCAAUUGCAUGAAAUGCAUGAUUGGUUCCAAGGAGAGCCCCGAUCUAGAAUGCAAGUGGAGUGACCAUGCUACCAGGCCAGUCGCUAAAGAUCUGCUGCACCAUGAUCAGUAUAGCAGUAUAACGGGAGACGAGAGGUUAGAACUAAAAAAUUGGGGUAUAACAGAGCAACCCAGGCCUUGGUCAGAUUUGCAGACUUGCAGCAGCCUUGGAACGGCCAGUGAUCAACCAAGGAGCACUCAGUCUUUUGUGACUCCAGGGAAGAAAAAUGGUGAAACUAAAUGUCAUGGGAUGAAAGGUCAUCCCCGGCAGAGGUGGCAGUGCCAAUCAGGUGGCAAGUAUGGAAGCACUGUCAACUUGGUGACAGCCAGCAAUGGCUCAAUAUCCUCCAACUCCAGCAGUCUAGAGAGUCUUGGAAGCCCAGAAUUCCCCAAGCGCUUGUCUGAGAAUUCCCGAAGGCAAGUGGGCACCCUUCAGAGGGAAAUGAAUGCCUUGUUCGUUCAAAAAUUGGAGGAGAUUCGAAGUAAAUCCCCUAUAUUCUUUACUGGUAUCUGCCAGCUCUCAAGGCAGAGGUCAGUCACUACUUUAUGCAGCCUAGAAACUAUGACCGAAGAGCCCAUCAUUGCCAAUGAAAAACAACAUGCUGGUUCUUGCAUCCCUCAGCCUGUUAACCCCAGCAAUGAUUCUGAACAAGGGUCUGUGUCUCAUCAUUCCAGUGAAUCUAGAUUGGCAGGAAGUAGCCCAACAGACCAACCUGAGAAAGCUCCUCUUGCUCAUGAACCACGAGCAGGCUUGGCUUCAGAAGACCAAGUGCUCGUAACUCCAGCAGCCACAAGCAUGUUGGGCCAGGAAGAUGAAAGUAGAAGCACAAAGGGACCACUCGAAGAUGGGGGUGACUGGGAAAAGAUCCAGGGUAGCAGAGAAGAUCAGUCUGGUUUGGCAGUGUAUCCUCAACGAACCUGGGGGAAGUUGGCACCAAGGGAUACUUCAAUUCAUUCCACUGAAAACUGUCAGAAGCAACAAGACCAUGUAGAUCAAAUGUUACCAGAUGUGAACUGCAUUGCCGAACCCAUAAGCCAGAAGGAUGGUGCCACAACCAGCCCACCACGACCAAGCCACCUGAGUAACAGCACCCAGCCGACUUUGCCUCCAGAUGCUUUCCAAAGAAUCCAGCCUGCCUGGGCUCCAGCUGCUUCUGUUUCUCUGACCAGCUCUCACGUGUUAGUGAGGAGGUCAAAGAGCGAAGGGCACAAGAAUUUCGACUACUCAGCCUUAAUGAAAAAUCCAAGUAGCCUGUCCCCGGCAGCAGAAGUGUACUCUGAUGCCACUGUUCAUGACCAGAUCUGGAGCAGGCUAGAUUCCAGCAGUCAUCGGGACAGCAUGUCUUCCUCCUCCAGCAUGUCAUCCAACGACACUGUGAUAGACCUCUCCCUGCCCAACCUAGCUCGCAAAAGCCUUCCAGAUCUAGGAACCCGUCAUGAAAACAUUGAGACCGUUGCUGUGAGAAAGGGCAUGCGCCCCCGGUCUGCUACGACAUCUGGUAAUGAAAUGCCAGUAGUGACCAAGAGCAAAUCCAAUCCCAACCUGCGGGCCGGUCAGAUAUCAAUUGAUGAGCUGCACCCCAGGCCGCUGGCCAGGGUUCCUCAAGAUGCAUUAGCCUCCAUCCCGAGGAGGCAUACCUGGAGCAGGCUCUACAUGGAAAGUCUCAAACAGUCUUCUGUCAAGUCCAAAGCCCAGGAUAAAGCAGGGACCAGCCAGGCAAAAUCCAAAAGCCUUGGGGAUCUCACCUCCGAUGACAUCGUGUGCACUUUUGAAAGCAAGUACCGGAGCAUCAGCAGAAGCUUCGUCACUAAGUCGAUGCGAGAGCAACGCCGCUCCUCAGGCAUGAGGUCCUCGGCCAAGCCCCAGGACCAACUGACUGAGCAGCUGAAGAAGCUGACAGCCUUUCAGGAGGAAAACGACAUCACCUCCCCCACUAGCCUCGAGCCAGUUGAAUCCGAGGAGGAAGAGGAGGGCUUGCUCCUCCGCAGGUCAUCCUCUCGCAGCCAGAGCAGGGUGCGGUACAUUGCCAACCGAGCCAAGCAAGCCCAGGAGAGGCAGCGGUUGCAGAGCCUGGGUCAGAUCAACGGGAGCCCCAUUGAGGAGAGGGGAAACCCUGAGGGAGCCUGCUGCAUUGCAAAAGGAGUUUGUACGGAUUUAGCUUCCCCCAGUCUAAAGAACCAAACGGAUUUUAACCAGGACACUGAGGUCUUCUUCAUGCUGAAACUCUAAUGCUGGGAAGCGCUGAACAAGGUCGAUAUUUACAUUCCUGUCCAAGCAAAACUCCGAAACCCAAGAGGCAUGAAAUGCCCACACACGAGAUAACAUUUCUUCGCCCCCAUUAAAGAUAAAGCAACCAAAGAGAUGGGCUGUGAAGAGAUGGAUGACAGCGUAUUGGACAUCCAGAAUUAGGGCAGGCCCAGUGGAGUCAGUGGCUUGCAGAUACGGUUUCAGUUUUAAGGGUCUGGGGUUUUGGGGUGGCUUGUUUUGUUUUGGCAGCCUCUAAUCUGGCCUUUUUUUUCUAUCUGGCCACCAAUUUGCACCUGCAGUUAUCUGUGCGCUCAAGCUACAUUGCCUCUGCCUUCCAGGUAAACCUCUGUGUGACACUAGUGGUGCCCACAGCUACUUGCUCCUGCAAACUGCGGUCCAUAAAGGGAGGCCUAGCUUUAAAAUCUGGCCCCUGGCUGUUUUUCAGAAGAGGCAGAGGCACUCUGAGAUAGUCAAAGCCACAGUGUAGCUGUUUUCUGUGUUAAUAAUCUAGACAGCAGAGUCCACCACCCAGCCUGGUCUUGUAUGUUCCAGUGAAAGUCCCCAUUGCCUCAUUCUUUUAAGCUGAGGAAGAGGAAUCUCUCCAUGUUCAGAAGCAGUGCUUUUUAACCCAGUCUGUCCAUGUAUACAAACUGUGUUGAGUUAUUGUUUCAGAACCUAAUUUUGAGGGAGGAGGAAGGUGCUAGAAAACAGACAGGAAAUGUCUUCUAUUGACUUUGUUUAGCUCUGCAAUAGCUAAAAUGAUGCUACUAUUCCUUUGAAAAGAGAAUUGACCCUUUUAGGUGAGAUUUUAACCAUGCUGCUGUACAUAGCACCUUCAGGAUGAAUUUUUCUGUUAUGCACUGCCAUACAAGAUUUUUGAGCAUAUGUUUUAAAAAGAGAGAUAUAGAUACAGAUAUAUAUAUAUAUAUAUAUACAGAUUUUUAGAUGAACAUAUUUAGAAUUAAACCCAACCUAAAUGGAAUAAUUUUUUCAUUUUUUUAACCUUUUUUAUUUUUAGUUUAUUUUUGUUAGGAUUAUCAUUUGUUGUUUGAGACUAGAUGUACAUUUUAUUGGUGGGGAAGGAGAAUGUUUGUCUAGAUGUGUUUUUAAAGUGGAGCUAAAGUUUUAAUUUUAUUUUCAGUCUGCCUAAUCCCUUUUAUUGGGGAUAUUUUUGUUUUUGUUUGUAAUGAUUCCUCUCUGGAUAGUUCAAAAUUUUAAAAUCUAUUUGUAAAGCCGUCUGAUACUACUCAAAUAAAAACAUUUAACCUUU
This is a messenger RNA of Gopherus evgoodei (Goodes thornscrub tortoise), 7231 nucleotides long. It is a transcript of the gene PLCH2, whose product is annotated as phospholipase C eta 2. NCBI's taxonomy places the organism in Eukaryota, Metazoa, Chordata, Testudines, Testudinidae. The record is from RefSeq and is a predicted model, not a curated record. The transcript is spliced from 23 exons. Gene Ontology annotation, molecular function: calcium ion binding; phosphatidylinositol-4,5-bisphosphate phospholipase C activity. The coding region runs from base 478 to 5943 and encodes 1821 amino acids. Gene Ontology annotation, biological process: lipid metabolic process; phosphatidylinositol-mediated signaling.